AUGCAUCACCUCUCUACAGAGAAUAUCCUGCUUAAGGCACGCUGUGAAGGCCUCGAGGAGGCACUAGUUAAUGAAAGGAAGAGACGGAAGCGUGGAAAGCCUCUUAUAUUUCAGUUGCAGGCACCAGAGGCAGGCAAUGCAGUCUUUUAUUCUCCUAGGAGGAUCCAGCAAGCACGCGACCUCCAGAAAGAGAAAGAUGAGGCGAUACAGCAAGCUAAAGCUGCUAAAAAAGAGGCCAAACUAUACCGGCAGCAGGAGAAGGAAGAGAAGCAGCGGAAUACUGAGAAAAGAAGAAGAAUCAAGGCUCUAGAACGGCAAAUUCGAUUACAGGAAGCAGAGAAGAAGAAGCUUGAAAAAGAGCAACAGAAAGAGGAGGCUCGUAUAGCCAAGGAGGCUGUGAUACAGCUUCAAAAUAAUAUCAGAACUGCUAGACAGAGCAAGUCUAAGCUUCCGGCAACUCCAAAGGCUCCAGAGAAGCAGAAACCAUCAUGCCCAGCACCUGAAGCUAUCCCAGGGACCUCUACCACUAUCAAUCGCCGAGGACGGCAGAUCCGGCUCCCACGCCGCUUUCGCAACUCUUGA
This is a messenger RNA of Aspergillus nidulans FGSC A4, 582 nucleotides long. RefSeq lists its product as uncharacterized. The record is from RefSeq and is a predicted model, not a curated record. The transcript has a single exon. The coding region runs from base 1 to 582 and encodes 193 amino acids. NCBI's taxonomy places the organism in Eukaryota, Fungi, Ascomycota, Eurotiomycetes, Eurotiales, Aspergillaceae.